AUGACCGCCCUUGUAAACGAGUAUUUAAUACUUAAUAGAAGUUCCGUAUUUUUCGUAAAUACUUUUAAAAUGAGAUUGUUGUCUACAAAAAAUAUAAUAAAAAUCAAAUCAAAAGAAGAUAUACCUAUUGUAAAGGGUUUACCUAUAGUUGGAACGAUAUUUUCAAUUUUGUCUGCUGGUGGUGGUCGUAAGUUACAUGAAUAUAUUGAUAUGCGUCAUCAACAAUAUGGUUCAGUGUUUAGAGAAAAAAUUGGUCCUGUUGAUGCUGUAUGGAUUAGUAAUCCUUUGGACAUGAAAUUAUUAUUUGCACAAGAAGGAAAAUUUCCCAAACAUAUUUUACCAGAAGCUUGGUUACUUUAUAACGAUACAUAUGGCCAAAAACGUGGACUCUAUUUCAUGUAAAUUAUUAUAAUUUUAAUUAACUGUAUUAUAAGUUUGUAUUUGAAGGAAAAUUCAUUUUUAUUUUUUAUUUUUUUUUUUUGAAUACCUAAUGAUAAAAAAUAUGAAGACUAAAUAAAAUAAUGUAUAUAUUUUUUUAUUUUAUUUUAUACUAGGUAUUCUAAAUUCUUAUUUAUGUUAUUAAUUCACCUAUAUUUUUAACAUAAAAUAUAAUCUGGACAUUUCUAUGAGCAUUUUGCAUUCUAAAUUUUUUUAUUUAGAUUUUGUAAAACAUUUAAGGGUAUAAUAAUCAAUUAGAUAAGAAAGCAUGAAUGGUUGAAAAAAGACAAGAUUGGUAAACUUAAAUUUUGAUUUUGCGCGGAGAGAAUGUGUUGAAUAUUAAAAGGAAUGUUAGACUAGUCAAAAAGACAAAUUAAAUUGGUUAGUUUAGGAGAAAAUUUCCAGCAAUCAAAUAGAAUGUCGCAAAUUAAAGGGUCAGUAGGAAGUAUACAGAGUAGAUAAUUAUUUAAUGAUAGUUUACAAAAUUGGGAAGAAAUAAGACCACACCUUAGUGUGGCCAAAUCUGAGUAGAGAAAAGAAUUGGGUGGGAUACUCUGAGAAAUAGAUUUGUACCGAGUGGUAAAAUUAGGAGGAAGUGAAUCCCAGUGGCUUUGCCAUAACUUAUUAAUGCAGGAUCUAAGAAUAAGGCUAAAAAAUCAGACCAUGGAAUUUUACUGCUGAGAGGAACCCUUAGAGAAGCCGUGAAUUUAGCUAGCUUGUCGGCAAGACAUUAAAAUAUUUGUAGUUUGAACAAAAACUAUUUUUAAGUAAUUACAAAGAAAAUAAAUCUGAGAUAUUUUACUUUUUAAAAUUAUUUGUAACAUUCUCCUAACAAUUUCAAAAAUAAAAAAAUCAUGUUUACUAUUAGGUACCUACCUAAUUAAAAUAUUUUUAUUAUAUUUAUAGGGAUGGAAAAGAAUGGCAUAUGUAUAGACAAAUAUUGAAUAGAAUUAUGUUCAAAGAUUUGAAUGCAAACGUUAUCAAAUCAUACAAUAUUGUAAUUGAUGAUUUAUUAACUGAAUGGAAUAGUUACACAGGACAAGUGGUUCCAAAUCUCAUAGCAGAUUUAUACAAGGUAUCAAUUUCAUGUAAGUUUUUAGUAUUAGAAUUUUAUUUAAUUAUGUAUAUACCCCCUAGGAUGAAUCGAUUUUAUAGUGAAAUAAUUUUUUUUUUUCAAAUUCUAAUGGUGAUAAAAAAUUAUGAUUCAUAUUCAAAUAAAGUGUAAAAAAAAUGGAUAUGGUAUUAACAAUUUUAAAGGUUUUGCAAUUUAUUUAUAUUUAAUUUAAUUUAUAUAAUAUUAUAAAUUAUUAUUAUAUUUGUGUCAAACAAUCACAUAUAAAUAUAAACAUAAACAUAAACAUGAGUAAAAUUAAAUAAACAUAAAAAAAAAAAACAGAAUAAAAUCAAAUAAUGAAAAUAAAAAUAUAUAAAUCACAGAUGAACUAGUUAUUCUUACUAGGUAUAUAAAUAAGGUUGUUUAUUAAAUUAUUAAAUUUCCCCUUCCCAAUGUUUCACCACUUUAAUUGCAUUUUUUGUCACUGUUAUGAGAUCUGAAGUAGUGCAUGUGUUGUUGGGCAGUUUGGACAGAUCAAUAGGUAACUCAUGGUAAGUUCAUCUCCGCAGUCACAUUUUGUGUCUCUUUGUAUUACACCCCACUUCUUCAGAUUGUCUUUUGAUUUUCCUACUCCCAUUCUUAGUCUAUUGAGUGUUCUCCAAGCGGGCCAAUCAAGGUUAUAUCCUGCAGGAAGGUGUUCUGCUGGUGAAAUCUGAUCAUCUUCAAUAUGGCCUACUGUUAAAUUCCAGUUAUCCAUUUGGGCUUGCUCGGGGGGUUUCGUUAAGAUAUUCGUGCAUUUUAUAAAGCUCUUUCUUGAUUUUAAUCUUGACUUGUGUAUAUCCUUGCCGUGUAGGAUAUGUCGACUGUCAGUUUCGAGUUUGGAUCUUUCUAAGUCUGCAUUAAUUGUACGUCGAAUGUUUAGAGGUGCGAUACCUGCGAUUGGGAAGACUUUGUGGAGAGGUGUGGUCUUUAGGCACCCCCUUAUCAAGCGACAGGAUUCAUUCAGUGCCUCACACAGGGCUUGCAUACUAUCCUACGGAGAAGCAUAGUGCUAACGCAGACACUCUGAGGGUAUGAGCAUUUGCUCCCCAGUUUGAUCCUAUAAGUUUUCUAAGUAAACUGCUCCUUGCACUAAUUUUUGAUUUUACAUUUUCACAGUGCUUUUUAUAUGUAAGGGAUCUGUCUAGGGUUACUCCUAGAUAUUUAGGAUAAGGUGUGUGUUCGAUUUCGACACCUUUCCAUGCUAUAUUCAAUUUUUUGUUGGCUAGCCUAUUGUGGAGAUGGAAAGCGCAGACUUGUGUCUUUGAGGGGUUUAGUCUUAAAUAAUUUGAGUCGUAGUAGUCACCUACUAGCUGUAAUGAGCUUUCCAGUGCUUUCUCAACCACUUCAACAUUUUCACCUUGGGCUGCCAUGGCUAUGUCAUCGGCAUAGAUAAAGUGUCUAAUGCCUAAAGAGGAUAGAACAGGCUGGUCGUUAGUAUAUAUAUUGAACAAGGUUGGAGAUAAGACACUGCCUUGGGGUAGGCCAUUUUUUUGACACCUCUACCUACUAUUUUUCCCCCUAAGUGUUACAAAAAAUCACCUGUUUCGAAGUAUCGUGUCUAUUAUCUUGACUAGUUUGUUAUCUGAGGUUAAUUUUUGUAGUUUUGAUAAUAGUAUAUUAUGAUUGAUUGUAUCGUAUGCCGCAGACAAGUCGAUAAAAGUAACACCAGUGAUCUUUUUUUCUUCAAACCCGUUUUAAAUGUGUUGUGUAAGGUCUAGAACUUGUCCAGUACAAGAUCUACCUGGUCUGAAUCCACCUUGGUCUCUAAUAAGCUUAUCAUCAAUAUAGACUUUCAGUUGAUUAAGUAUUAGUCUCUUAAAGAGUUUAUAUAGGUGACAGAGCAAGGAAAUUGGGCGGAAAUUUUUUGGAUCAUCUGGGAACUUUCCUGGUUUCAAUAGAGCGAUAAUUUUAGUUCUUUUCCAAAUUUUGGGUAUCAACUGUGUAAAUAGAAUACCAUUAUAUAGAUCUAGGAUCCAUUUUUUGGUUUGUGGUCCAGAGUUCUUAAUUUGUUCAGAAUAUAUGUGAUCCAGUCCUGCGGCUUUCCAGUUUUUAAGUUCGUCUAUGGCUUUUUGAAAUUCAGGUACUGAGAAAUUGUCUUUCAGUAUUCCCUGUUCUGAAUCAUUGCUUUAUUUUUUGUGAUUUUCCCAUUCAAGAGUAAUUAGUGUGCCAAUAAAUUUAAAAAAAUUACAUUGAACUAAAUUUGUUCAAUUUAAAGAAAUGGUAUUUAUGAGUUUUUAAGUAUUUUAUAAUUAAUUUUUAAGUUUAAUACAAUUGUAAAAACUUUAUUUGAAUUCUAAAACUAAGUCAAUCAAAAAUUUUUUUCUGAAUGAAAAUAAGGCAUAAUUUUACGACAUUCUAGUUUUUCCGCAUGCAAUUCCAGAUGCUUCUGUUAUAAGUUUCUGUUAUAAAAUCCUAAUAGCAGUUGUAAGGCACCUAGAGUGUGCUUGCUUAACUGGAUUUAUCCUGGAUAAGUUAAUGGUAUAAAUACCACUAGAAAUACUUGAGCACACUUCAUCCAAAUAUUUUUGAUCAUUGCUUAAAUCAAGUUUAUUUUUUAAAAUAGAUAAAUUUUAAAUACUUUUAAUUUGUACAAAUUUGUUAACUGGAAGUUUGUGAUAUAUUUCUAACUGUUUUUCUAGUGAACUAAAAAAUCCAAGGGGCCCAGAUGUUUUCCUAUCUAAAUGUUGAAAUAAAUAACUUAGUGGAAACUCAUUGGCAUAAGAGUUGAUAAAUAAACUACUGAAGUGGUUUUGAAAAAUGUUCUAAAUGGUAAAUCAUUCGUUUUCUAACCUAUAUUUACCACUGUACCACCACAGCCAACCAUAACAAUUUCUAAAGUAUUCACGUUAUUUCUUUACAAAAAAAUAACAAUAUUAUUUUUAUUUAUUACUCUUUUAUUACUAUGAACUGAAAUAAUAGCAACAUUGUGAAUUUAACCUACCCAAUUAACUAAACUAUUUGUAUACUGUUUAUGUACAAACUAUUUAUACGUUUUGAAUGUCUCACAGCGACUAUUAAUUUAAUAUUAGGUAUCUGAAAAUAUAUAUACAGUAUACAGGGACUUUAACACCCAUUUCCCCUACUCUUAUAAAGUUUAAAUAUACAAUUUUUUGAUCCACCCUAGUAUACACUACAGAAUACUAUAGGUAAAGAUAAUAAUAAUUUUAAAGAAAAAUAAAAUUGGGGCCAUUUAAAACUUUAUAUGUAUAUAAGUAUAAAUUAAAAGUAUUUUAAAAAUAUUUUAUCAUUUUGGUACCCCUAGAUAUAAUUGAAAACAUUAUCUUUUCAGUACUAUAAAUUAUUUUUAACAUUAUUAAAUGUAAUAAACAUAUUUAAGGUAGAUAGCUAUUAUUAAUUAAUAAGUAACUGAAUUAGUGUAUUGAACUAACAUACAAUUUCCAAAAACAUACUUUAUUACUAAUAGUUAUAGUGUUUCACAGAAUAUAAUUUUUGGUCAUCAAAAUUUAUUUUAAAAACAACUAAAUGAUUUAUUAGGAAAACUAUUUUUAAAAAUUAAAAUUAUUUAGACUCAUGGUUUACAGUUAUGGUAGCAAAUUUGGUUGGAAGUGUUUAUGAAAAAUGUAAACAUCAUGUGUCAGAAGAUGUUAACUGUUUAGCACAAAGUAUUCAAAAAGUCUUUCAAUGCACUGUAAAAUUUACAUUUAUCCCAGCUAAAACAGCUAAAUUAUUAAAACUAAAAAUUUGGAAUGAUUUUAUACAUGCUGUUGAAAAUUCUAUUGAAUAUGGUAAUUUGUUUAUAUUUAUAAUUAGGUAUUUAAAUAUAGAUAUUAUUAUAUAUUAUGUUACAAGUUAAUAAAACUUCAUAUCCUUAUUUUUAGAUUCUGAGCGGAGCAAAGAGUCUGGUUUUACAAAGAUAUUUAAUUUUUUUACCGAAGACUUACUCCAACUUUUACGUGUAGCAACUUUUCUGAAAAGAAAUUCUUAAAGAGGAAUCUUAAAAAUUUCAUUUUUUAAUUUCCUUAUCAAAUGCAGAAAACCUAAAAAAAAAAAAAAACCGGAAAAUGUACGAAAUAUAUUUGUAUAAUAUUAAGAAAUUUUUUUCUGUGGACAACUUUUCUAUCACCAAUUUUGCUCCGGAAAUUUUACUAGGGAGGUACUUGAAAGAGGUUAUUUUUCAAAUUUCUCAGGAGUUUUUCCAACAAAUGUGAAAAACCAGGAUAAAACAGGAAAAACGUAGGAAAACUGGAAAAAAUUGGUACAACAUUAAACAAAUAUUAUUAAAGAAAAUAUAAAGCCUUUUUAAUUAUUUUACUAUAAAAUGACAUAUGUUGUUGAAAAAGCUUCACUAUCAACUGAACUCUGCUCAGAAUCGUUUUUUUGUAAGCAAUGGUUUAUCGUUGCUUACAGGUGUACAUUAAAUUAUCUAUAACAGUGGCUACACCAGUCCUCAUUAUCCUAUAACAUCCUUUUUAAUAAUUAACCUAUUUUAUUUCUAGAUUUUUAAAAUAUAUUUAUUAUUACAAGGUAUUUUUUAUUAGAUAUAAUAGGUAUUAAUUUAUUGUACUCAAAUUAAUUUUUUUCAUAGCAAAUAAUUUGGUAUCAAAAUUAAUGAAAUACAAUAGUGAUGGCUUACUAAAUUCUAUAAAAAAUAUUCCUGAUAUUCAUAAUGAUAUGAUUAAGAAGCUUAUAAUUGACUUUAUAAUUGCAGCUGGUGAUACAGUAAGAUUAGAUACGUUUAUUAAAGAAUCCUAUUUAUAAAACUUAUUUUCUAAUAUUUAAAUUUAAUUUAUAUACUUUGUAGUCUGCUUAUUCGACUCAAUGGGCUCUCUACACUAUAGGGCUACACAAAAAUAUACAAAACAAUUUAAGAGAUGGCCUAUUGAAAACUGACUUUUUGGAAUGUGAUUUAUUAAUAAAUAUUUUGAAAGAAGUUCUAAGAAUGUACCCUUUAGCACCAUUCCUUACGAGAAUUACACCAAGUGAUAUUUAUUUAACAAACCACAUAGUACCUGCAAAUGUAUGCUACAUAUUAAAACAAACCUUGAAAUUAUGAAGUUUUUUAUUAGGUAUAUUAAUUAUAUUAUUUAUUACAGAGUCUAAUAGUAAUGUCAAUGUUCACAUGCAGUAGAAAUGAAAAAUAUUUUAUUAACCCAAAUGAAUUUAAUCCAUAUCGAUGGAAUCGUCUAAAAAAUAAUAAAUAUAAUAGUGUGAUUGAGCCGUUUGCAACUUUACCUUAUGGAUUUGGGGCAAGAUCAUGUAUUGGACAAAGAAUGGCACAUACUCAGAUGUGUAUAACAAUAGCCGAGGUAAUAUAAUAAUGAACAAAUAAUUUUUUUUGUCAAAUUUUCCCCAAAAUUAAAGAUUAUUCCAUUUGUAACUUGUUAAUUUUAUUUUUUCCGUUACUUUUGGACACUUAUCUCUAGAGUCUCCCUCUAGACUAAAUGAGCUCAAACUCAAAAAUCUGUUAUUUUCUAGACAGAUUAAAAUGAUAAAAGUUGGGUUGAUUUCAAUAUAAAUUACACCGUGUUGUAGGAGAAAGGUGUUUUUUUUUAGUUUUGAACAACUACAUAGACCCCAAAUGAAGCCAGGGGGUUGACAUUUUGUAUAUGCAUGGUGUUAGCAUUAAAAGUUGUGCCUUUUAAGAUUGACUAGGUGUAGAGAUUAUACAAAGUUUCUAAGAACAAUUUAUUUGAUGCUAAUUUCAUUUUUUUUUUUAUAAUUUGUUAAGUUUUUGCUUCGAGAUUGAAUAUAAGCAAUGUAAAAUGAGCAUCAAAUAAAUUGUUUAAGUUUUUUUUUAUACAUGAAUAUUAUUUAACAUAUUUAAAUAAUAUAUUUCUAUAUUUACACUAUAUUUCAUUUACCACGUCAGUAUUAAUAGGUAUUUAAAUAGGUACCUUUGCCUAGUGCUCAAAUUAAUAUUAGUUACCUUCUCUUAGGUAAAUGCAAAUUCAGAAUAAACAUUUAUUUGUAUUUUUUAUAAAUCGUAUUUUAAAUUUUUCUAUUAUAAUAAUUUAACAUAUUUUUAUCAUUACAGUGUAUUAAACGAUAUGAAAUAGAAACAAUGAAUCCAGUUAAAAUAGCAUUAGAUUUAAUUACAGUUCCAGAUAAUUCUGUGAAUUUAAAAAUACAUAAAGUUUGA
Molecule: messenger RNA, 7634 nt
Organism: Cinara cedri
Lineage: Eukaryota; Metazoa; Arthropoda; Insecta; Hemiptera; Aphididae
Source: the annotation of a GenBank genome assembly